AUGAAGCUCACCAUUGCUCUCUGUGUACUUUUGUCAGCCGUAUGCAUAAAUGCCAAUGUACCAUGUUAUGGUAAGGGCUGUGGAUAUGGAAGUGGGGGCUAUGAUGGCGGAUAUUACGGCGGAUAUGGUGGAUUAGGAGGUUUGGGCGGCUAUGCUGGAUUAGGGGGUUUGGGCUAUGGUGGAUUAGGUGGUUUAGUCAGUUAUGGCGGCGGAUUUGAUGGUUAUGGUGGAGGAUAUGGUUAUGGCAAAGGGUAUGGCGGCGGAUAUGGUGGGUUAGGCGGUUACGGCAGCUAUGGUGGAUUAGGAGGUUUUGGCUAUGGUGAAUUAGGUAGUUUGGGCUAUGGUGGAUUAGGAGGUUUAGUCAGCUCUGGCGGUUAUGGAUUAGGUGGAUAUGGCGCCGGUUAUGGAUUAGGUGGAUAUGGCGCCGGUUAUGGAUUAGGUGGAUAUGGUGGAGGAUAUGGCGCAGGAUAUGGUGGGGGAAAGAAAUACUGA
Molecule: messenger RNA, 492 nt
Organism: Mytilus trossulus (common blue mussel)
Lineage: Eukaryota; Metazoa; Mollusca; Bivalvia; Mytilida; Mytilidae
Product: acanthoscurrin-2-like
Exons: 1
Coding region: 1-492 (163 amino acids)
Source: RefSeq, a predicted model, not a curated record